AUGUCAAGUUCUGGUAACAAACACAGAAGAACCAGCGAAAGUAUAUCAAGUGUUGACAAUCGAGCACAGGGAGCUGCUCUAAGUCCAUUUACCGUCGCUCGCGAGAAAUUUCAAGAUGCCUGUGCCGAUGCUUACAAAGCUCUAGGAUCGCUUUACAGAGAUAUAUGUGUAGACAAGGCCAUGAAAGAUGUGCUCAGGCCAUUCUCGCAUGCAUUGUCUGCUCUGGUUAAAUACCAUUGUGGGAGCAUUUCUGGGUCUACCAAAGAGGAGGCGUAUCACAAGGUCAUGGAAGAGGUCAAUAAAGUGCACUAUAGAAUAAGAAUAAGAAGCGAAAAUCAUUUUGAGGUCGACCCGUCACUAGAUCGAGUUGACAAAGGUUUGAAGGAGGCAGACGAGAACUUGGAUGAUUUCAUCUAUACAGCUUGUCUGAUAUUCAGAAAAGGGUUCCUUUCCUCUUCAGCAAAGGCAUUCUCUCUGUUAUGUGAGCUAUCAGAAGCACAGGCAACCAAAAUAAGUACAUUCGAUGGUAAAGAAGUGAAGGAGCUCCGUAGCGCUAUUGACAAGGUCAAGGACAUAGCAAUGUCCGAUGUUGGCCCAGCUCUCGACUGGAAUCAUCCCGCGCUUUCCAGAACUCUCAUUCAAGCAGCAGAUGAGCUGAAGGCUUAUAAGGAAAAGGCCAUUAAACUGAAGCCUGAAAACGACAAGAAGGAGAGUACCAUAGGGCCAACCGAGCACGGUGAACUCGUCACAUCAUGUCAAAUUGCCAAUCUACAAUCCGUGCCACGUUUUUCUGGCGUCAGAAUAACGAUUCCCACGACAGACGUUACUUUGUUAGUCUCCCACGGUCAACAGACCGAAUUUGGGUAUCCAUAA
Molecule: messenger RNA, 873 nt
Organism: Fomitiporia mediterranea MF3/22
Lineage: Eukaryota; Fungi; Basidiomycota; Agaricomycetes; Hymenochaetales; Hymenochaetaceae
Exons: 3
Coding region: 1-873 (290 amino acids)
Source: RefSeq, a predicted model, not a curated record